This is a messenger RNA of Dothidotthia symphoricarpi CBS 119687, 1149 nucleotides long. RefSeq lists its product as uncharacterized. The record is from RefSeq and is a predicted model, not a curated record. Lineage: Eukaryota; Fungi; Ascomycota; Dothideomycetes; Pleosporales; Dothidotthiaceae. The transcript has a single exon. The coding region runs from base 1 to 1149 and encodes 382 amino acids.
AUGUCAUCCUUCAUCAGCAACCGCCCCUCCUCAACCUUCAAUUGGGCCGACGACGAAUCAGACGACUUCGAUCUCACAACCUGGAAAGCAACAGCCGACACCUCUGCCCCAACCGCAGAGUCCCUUGGCCCCCUGCUCCCCAUCCCCUCCCUAGAUGAGACCGAAAACCUGCACACUAUCCCCCCAACCGCAGCGGCAGCGGCAGCCCGGGCCGCACCCCCUUCCCGUCCCGCACCUUGCGUCGUGGUAAACCAGCUCCCCGCCGCGCCCCAAGCCCUCCUAUCUCCCGACUCCUCGCGCUGGCUCUGUGCAUCCCCAAAAGCAGCAUGGGCGUUUCUAGCCGAGAAUGAACGCUGCGGAGCACCUGCAUACCCAGAGCUUAGUUUCUACGAGAACGGGGUGCCGAUACCGUGGAAGCGUAAGAACUACGCGGCGAACUGGCGGGAUGCGAAAGUUAGGUGUGGAAGGGAUUGUAGGCGCAUGGCGAUGGUUAGGGGGUCGGGGCUUAGAUGGGUGGUGGGGUGUUAUGAGGAUGAGGAGGUAGGGGAUUGGGAGGAUUGGGAGGAUUGGGAGGAGGAUGUGCUUGAGCUUCAGUGUGAUGAUGGGGAGGAGGAUGAGGAGGAGUUGUUGUUGAUGCCGGAGUAUUCGCCUUCGGUGAAUCCUGCUGAUGGGGGUGUUGUUGAGGUAAGCCUUUUGUCUUUCGACUUGGAGACUCGAGAAUCUGACGGUGUUUUCAAGGGCGAUUUGGAUGCUGGGGUGAUUGAGCUCGACGGCGCGACCCUCGCUGGCGCGGUCACAGACACGGAUGCUGAGGUGUCUGUCGAGAGCGAUGUUGAAGCCUCCGCCACGGGCACCUCCUUGGUACGCAACGACUCCAUGGAAGUCCUGACUGCUGAAGACAAGCAGUCCAAACCUGUCGAUAGUACUGUCGACACCACCACGUAUACGCCAGAAGCAGACAUCGUCGCGCCGAUGACCACUUCACCAGACCUGGAGUAUACUACACCACACCCUGGGUUUACAACAUAUCUCUCAAAUACCCUGGCUACCGCCUACUUCUGUCUCUCUUCUCUCCCCUGGAAGACUGCGGGUAUCGUUGCCGCCGGUGCCGUCACAGGUGCUGUCAUCUACGCAGCUCGCCGUCGCUAG